Gongylonema pulchrum is the source of this 1239-nucleotide messenger RNA. NCBI's taxonomy places the organism in Eukaryota, Metazoa, Nematoda, Chromadorea, Rhabditida, Gongylonematidae. The record is from the annotation of a GenBank genome assembly.
AUGCGAACAGUGCUGAGGCUGCGAUGCGCAGCAGACAUGAGCUAUGUUGAUGAGAACGACCUGAACAGGAUUGGCAUGAGCAGGCCUGAGCAGAAGCGACUGAAAGCUGUCUACUGCCGCAGAUUCUCCAAGCUUUCCAUCAUGGGAAAAUUGCGGCAAAAGAUUCUUGGCAAAGCGACUUUAAAAAGAUCUGAACCGGUGACAAUUUGUGGACGACCGGAGCAGCAUGUUAUACCCAUCGAAAAUAUCACUUUAUCAAAGCAGCUUGGUAAAGGCGAAUUUGGAUCAGUUCAUCAAGCUGCGUGGUAUAAUUCAAACACAACUGAGCAGAUACAGGUCGCCGUCAAGUGUAUCUUACCUGAAAAGCUGUUUGCAAGCCCAUUGAAUUUUUUGCAAGAAGCAGCUAUUAUGCAUAAAAUGCGGCAUGAAUGUGUAGUGAGGCUUUACGGUGUAGUUUUGGACACUAAAGCUGUCAUGCUGGUAUCCGAGUUAGCUCCAUGUGGCUCUUUGCUGGAGUGCGUCCAAAAUCCCGCUCUUCGAGAAACAUUUUUUAUCGACACUUUAUGCAAAUUUUCGAUGCAAAUUGCACGUGGUAUGGAAUACUUAGCAAACGAAAGGCUAAUUCAUCGCGAUCUUGCAGCUCGCAACGUGCUCGUUUUUUCUGCUGACAAGGUAAAAAUCUCGGAUUUUGGUUUAAGUCGUUCGUUGGGUAUGGGUGAAGAUUAUUAUCGAAGUGAAUUUUCCGAGGCAGUGCUAGCGGCGAUAGACUACCCAAAUUUGCAACGGCUGGAAUGCCCAGAUGCGUGCCCUGUUGAAAUGUAUAAUCUUAUGAUGCAGUGCUGGGCUCAUAAGCCGGAAGAGCGUCCAUCGUUUAACGAUAUCUUGCAAGAACUUCCUGAUAUCAUUCCUCAGUCGCUGGUAACAGUAACAGCUUGCAGUGACGGAAUCAUUGAUCAUCUUCAGCCAAAUGAAACUGUUGCAAAGCUUGCUGUCGAACUGCCAAGCAACAAAUGCGAGCAGACGUUGACUCUUCUUUCUUGCGCAAAACACCCUAAAAUUUCUUCUCGUGGGAAGGAGGAGCAUGAAAAAAGGGCUCUGAAAAAAUUGCUAAUCAGUGAACCACAAGGAGAUGUUCGUCAUACUUGUCAUAUCGGAGCCGAUGGAACCGUUUUCGGCCUAUUCCAGGUAUACGUUUAUGUGACUGAAAAAGCGGAUGUGACGAUAUUUAUAACGAGGUAG